AAUCUAAAAAAAAAUGAAAAUUACCUCCUUGGUAUCUUUGUCGGUACUCAAACAAGCGUGAAUAACACGUGUAGCUGGAUUUUUACUGCUUUUGCAUGUUUCAAAAAAGGACCUGAAGUCAGUAAGAACAAGAACUCCACGCCAGCCGUACUUGGACUCGAGCCAGGAGGUUGUAAACACAGCACCCGGCCGGUUUAUAUACUCAAGAUAAACACCAUUGCGUUUGCCUUGAAGAAGAGCUACCAGGGACUUUUCUUCCCCGGUUUCAGACACGUUGAAGUUGAACUGGUGAGUCGCUCUUUUGAACUGGACUUCCCGGAUGUAUGCCACCAGCUGAGGGUUGUCCAUCGAGACACUUCGGAAGCUGCAGCUUCGCUCCAAAUUAACAGUAAAGCCAUUGCCGAAGAAAAGGCCGCUAGAAAUGCCAAGCAAGGAGCUACUCUGCGGAUCCAACUUUUUUUCUGUGUACUUCCUAGAGAUAUUGAGGUAAUUGGCAAUGGAGCAGUGUUUCCUGCCACUGAAGGUAUCACUGGGCCCAAUCCUGCCAUUCUGAAGGACUUACUCCCUACUUCCUUUGAAUUCCUGCCAGAUAAUAUUCCAGCAAGUACAGCUUUAUAUUCUGCAACACGUGUUAGCUUCGAUAAAAAAUUGCUUUUAAUGAAGAUUAAAUUUGAAAGGACACAAAUAGUUAAAAAAAAUACUGAUUGCAAGACCAUGCAAGACAGAACUACCAGCACUGGCCAGCACCUGGAACAUGGAACGCAUGCGGCAUGA
Messenger RNA from Cotesia congregata, 774 nucleotides. The record is from the annotation of a GenBank genome assembly. NCBI's taxonomy places the organism in Eukaryota, Metazoa, Arthropoda, Insecta, Hymenoptera, Braconidae.